Molecule: messenger RNA, 705 nt
Organism: Mesorhabditis spiculigera
Lineage: Eukaryota; Metazoa; Nematoda; Chromadorea; Rhabditida; Rhabditidae
Source: the annotation of a GenBank genome assembly
AUGCUAAAAGGCGCUGUGUUCUGCAACUAUCCAAUUAUUACCUAUGUCGUGGGAGCUGUGGGAUUAGGCUUUUGGUCGGCUUCUUGCGUCUACUGCAUGACGUUGGCUAUCAGUCGACUGGCUGAAAUUGCCGGUUGGCAUUGCAUCACUGGUUUUCUGACACGAAGGAACUGUCUGCUUAUCUGCCUGCUGGCACUCUCCUACAGCGCCUGGGUGACGCUGUUCACCACCACGCCAAUGUUCAACUCGACGUUGGGCGCCUGGUUCUUUGAUCCGUUUCUUGGAAAUCAAAGAAAAUACGAAAACUUCCCGCACCAAGUCCAGAACAUUGUCGUAUCAAUUUUUGCGAUUAUCGUCUACGUCUUCAUGUGCUGGAAGGCCUCCCGGAAAUGGGGAUGGUCAACUGGGCUGUCGAAGACGCAGCGAUUGCUCUACAUCCAAGCAUUUGUCAUCUGCUCCACCCACGUAAUCGCUUCGUGGGGCUACAUGUUGCUGAACAUCAUCCCGACAUUCCCCCUCGUCCUCAUCAUGGUCGGCCAUCAUGCGUGGCAGUGGAGUCAUGGUGUCCCCGGCGUCGUCUACCUGGCCCUAAACCGUUCGAUAAAGCAACAAGUGGCCGGCUGGUUUGGCUUGCAUUUGGGAAAUCGAACCUACUCUCUCAACACCACCGACCACGACCGCACCGAAACCAGCCAACAAAAGCAG